Molecule: messenger RNA, 2660 nt
Organism: Acinonyx jubatus (cheetah)
Lineage: Eukaryota; Metazoa; Chordata; Mammalia; Carnivora; Felidae
Gene: KRT78
Product: keratin 78
Exons: 9
Coding region: 953-2509 (518 amino acids)
Biological process (GO): intermediate filament organization; keratinization
Cellular component (GO): keratin filament
Molecular function (GO): structural constituent of skin epidermis
Source: RefSeq, a predicted model, not a curated record
UUUAUUGUCAAAUUGGUUUCCAUACAACACCCAGUGCUCAUCCCAACAGGUGCCCUCCUCAAUGCCCAUCACCCACUUUCCCCGGGAGUAUUUUUCUAAAUGCAUAUUUUACUUCAGAGCCCAGGUGCCUCUGAUCUCUAAGCUGAUACACUCAGUGUGUGACCCAAGUGGAUGGGCCUGGGCUGCGUGCCUGUGGAAGGAGCAGGGACACAGGCUGGGCUUGGAAAUGCGCCACCUGCCCAGAUCCUGGAUGGAGAUGCCUGGUUGGAGUGGGGUGGCGCCUCAUGGAUGAUUGCUGGGUUGGGUAAGAGGAGGGACUUGGACACCCUGUUUUUCGGUUUCAUUUCCAAAUCCUGGAGCGUCUUUCAGCCAACGAUGACAAUAACACCUCUAUUAACCUCGUAGUUUUUCCUACUGCCACCAAGCGCCUUCCUUCUCCAAUUAUUGUAGGUAGAUUCUCCCUCGAGAAGCUUCACUCUCUUCUGUCCAGUGUCUCCUGGGCACUCAGAUGCUCCAUCUGAACCCCGACUCUCCUUUCCCACCACCCCCCCCCCCCAUCUCCUUCUCUGGGAAGCCUUCCUUGAAUGACCCACAGUGACUGCUCAGGGCCAUCGCUCCCACCCCCAGUCCCGGGGUCCAGGUCUCGGGCUGCUUCCUUGUCUUUGGAACGGGCCCAGCUCUCCUGCUGGUCUGGGAGCUCCGAGGGCAGGGUCUGGGCCUCCUUCUCCCUUGGGCUCCGCACGUGUUGGGCCCCUGUUCUCCAGCCGUGUCGGAAUAGGUCAGCUGGAGACAGUGACAGAUACAGUCAGGCCAAGAACAUCUUGCUCCCCAAGGCCCAGCCCAGGCAUGGGAGGGGAUAAAAGUCUCGUGCUGGGGCCUCAGGGCAGGAACUCACACACUUCGAUUAUUGUCCGUCUGUCUGCCUGCAGCUGUGUGACCUUCUGUCUCUACCAUGUCUCACCCCUCCUGCCGGGCCCAGAGGGGCUUCAGUGUUCGCUCGGCCUGCUCUCCUCGCUCUGGGGGCUGUGGCAGAGGCAGCUUCAGUAGCAGGAGCUUCGGUUCUUUUGGGGGGCGCAGGGGGGGCUUUCGUGGGAGGGCCUGGGCAUCAGGGGGAAGGCUAGGGGUGUGGCUUGGGGACGGCCGCUGUGGGCCUGGGUUUUCCCUGUGCCCUCCGGGGGGCAUCCGGGAAGUGACCAUCGACCACAGUCUGCUGACCCCCUUGAAGAUUGAGAUUGACUCCCAGUUCCAGGCGGUGCGGACUCAGGAGACCCAAGAGAUCAGGACCCUCAACAACCAGUUUGCUUCCUUCAUUGACAAGGUGCGGUUCCUGGAGCAGCAGAACAAGGUCCUGGAGACUAAGUGGCACCUGCUACAGCAGCAGGGGGUAAGCGACAGUCCCCAGGGCCUGGAGUCUUUCUUCGAGGCCUAUGUGGCCCAGCUCAAGAGGUGGCUGGAGCAGCUCCAGAGAGAACGAGGGGCCCUGGAUGCCGAGCUGAAGUUUUGCCAGGACCAGGAGGAGGAGUAUAAGGCCAAGUAUGAGCAGGAGGCCUACAGGCACGCCACACUUGAGAAUGACUUUGUGGUCCUAAAAAAGGAUGCGGAUGGGGUUUUCCUGAGCAAGAUGGAGCUAGAAGGCACACUGGAGUCUCUGCAAGGGUACUUCUGCUUCUUGAGGCAUCUGUAUGAAGAAGAGCUGAACCAGCUCCAGACCCAGGCCAGCGACACGUCCGUGGUGCUGUCCAUGGACAACAACCGCUGCUUGGACUUCAGUGACAUCAUCGCUGAGGUCCGCGCCCGGUACGAGGAGAUUGCCCGGAACAGCAAAGCCGAGGCCGAGAUGCUGUACCAGACCAAGUACCAGGAGCUUCAGGCGUCCGCCCAGCUUCACGGGGAUAGCAUGAAGGAAACCAAAGUCCAGAUUUCUCAGUUGCAGCAGGCGAGUCAGAGGCUGCAAAGUCAGAUUGAGAACCUCAAGAAGCAGAAUGCCGACCUGCAGGCCACCAUCACUGAUGCUGAGCAGCGUGGGGACCUGGCCCUGAAGGACGCCCAGGCCAAGCUGGAGGAGCUGGAGGCUGCUCUGAGAGCGGCCAAGCAGGACCUGGCCCGGAUGCUGCGGGAGUACCAGGAGCUCAUGGGCAUGAAGCUGGCCCUUGAUGUGGAGAUCGCCACCUACCGCAGGCUGCUGGAGGCCGAGGAGUGCAGGAUGUCUGGGGAAUGCACCAGCCAGGUCACUGUCUCUGUAGGGGGAGGCAGCACCAUUGUGUCUGGAGGAGCUGGUGGUGACCUGGGGGGCGCUUGUGGACUCAGAGGCCGGAAAGGCAGCUUCAGGUCUGGCUGCUCCAGCAUCGUGACCGGAGGCUCCAGCGUCACCCUGGGCUCUGGGCAGGGCCCGGUUUGGGGCCCCUGCUCUGUGUCCGGCUCCGGCUUCAGCUCUGGCUCCAGCUCUGGCGGCCACACCAUCCUGAAGAAGACGGUGGAGUCAAGUCUGAAGACGUCCGUCACAUACUGAGUGACUUGGCAGCCGCUUGCUCCUCUUGCCUUCCAGAACCUUCUCAGUCCAGUUCCCGCCUCCACCGCCCUUCCUGGCCAGCUCUGUGUCCCUUGCCCACAGCCUGAGCCAGCUCACAGGGGACUCUGCACAAGUCAAUAAAAUCAUGCCU